CGGGCGCAGGGCGGGUGGCGGAGGCUCGCGGAGGCUCGGUGGUUCCCGGAAGCCUGUGGCUUGCGCCCCAGGAACUGCGGUUUGCUGAGUCGGAGCGGGCAGUUCCCGACGGCGGGCAGCAGCAUGUCGGUGGCCGGUCUGAAGAAGCAGUUCUACAAGGCGAGCCAGCUGGUCAGCGAGAAGGUCGGAGGAGCCGAGGGGACCAAGCUAGAUGAUGACUUCAAAGAAAUGGAGAAGAAGGUGGACGUCACCAGCAAGGCCGUGGCAGAAGUGCUGGUCAGAACCAUUGAGUACUUGCAGCCCAACCCAGCCUCGCGGGCCAAGCUGACCAUGCUCAACACAGUGUCUAAGAUUCGAGGCCAGGUGAAGAACCCUGGCUACCCACAGUCGGAGGGGCUGCUAGGCGAAUGUAUGAUCCGCCAUGGGAAGGAGCUGGGUGGCGAAUCCAACUUUGGCGAUGCCCUGCUGGAUGCGGGGGAGUCCAUGAAGCGCCUGGCUGAGGUGAAGGACUCGCUGGACAUCGAGGUCAAGCAGAACUUCAUUGACCCACUGCAGAACCUAUGCGACAAGGACCUGAAGGAGAUCCAGCACCACCUUAAGAAGCUGGAAGGCCGCCGCUUGGACUUUGACUACAAGAAGAAGCGGCAGGGCAAGAUCCCAGAUGAGGAGCUGCGCCAGGCUCUGGAGAAGUUCGAGGAGUCCAAGGAGGUGGCUGAAACCAGUAUGCACAACCUGCUGGAGACUGACAUCGAGCAGGUAAGUCAGCUCUCAGCCCUGGUGGACGCGCAGCUCGACUACCACCGGCAGGCCGUGCAGAUCCUGGACGAACUGGCAGAGAAGCUUAAACGGAGGGUACACGAUGCCUCCUCACGCCCCAAGCGGGAGUACAAGCCUAAGCCCCGGGAGCCCUUUGACCUUGGAGAGACAGAGCAGCCCAACGGGGGCUUCCCCUGUGCCCCUGCACCCAAAAUCACAGCGUCGUCAUCGUUCCGAUCAUCUGACAAACCAGCCAGGACGCCCAGCAGGAGCAUGCCACCUCUGGACCAGCCAAGCUGCAAGGCACUGUAUGACUUUGAGCCUGAGAACGACGGCGAGCUGGGCUUCCGCGAGGGCGACCUCAUCACACUCACUAACCAGAUCGAUGAGAACUGGUACGAGGGAAUGCUGCGUGGCCAGUCAGGCUUCUUCCCACUCAGCUAUGUGGAGGUGCUGGUGCCCCUGCCACAGUGACCGUGCGCCUAGAUGGCCGCCUCCAGCCAGCUCCCACAUUCCGCUGGGCCGGCCUCUCCAUCCUUGCAGGUGAGGCCCGUUUGCACUGGCACCUGGCUCACCAGCAGCAGGGCUAACACUAAGGUGCUCUGAUAAACACUACCGUUCCUGUUUCCUGGGGUAAUGACUCCAGGGGGACCCACUUCAGCCCACACCCCAGCCCCAGCUGUCCUGAUAUCAGGGCCCAGUCCAAGUCCCACCACACCAGGAGGCCCAUGCUCAGGCCCUCUGCCUUCAUGGGUAGGGUGGGAUGGAUGCCAUCCCUAGAGCUCCCACGUUGGAUUCCUGCCCAGCCCAUUGCUGGCAAUGGGCCUCAGUCCCCUGUUCAUGCUCCCCAGAGGCAUAGGCACAGCCUUACACACCUACCAUUCUCUGGGAUCUGAAGCCUCUGGCCUCCCUAGCCUCAAAUCCUCACCGCUGUGGCCCUGCAGAGGCAGGCCAGGACCUGAGGCUACCCGCACCUGAACUGAGCUGAGUCCCCCCAGCUCCUUAGCCAAGAACAUGAAGUGUCCCUGGCCCUAGCUGCCACUUCCAGCUGUGUGCUUGCACACGCACACACAUGUGCACCUCCCAAGGGACCACAGAUGCAACCCAAGGUCAAGCACAAGGCUCUGAAGAAUGUCCCCAGACUCCAGCCGCUGGCACCUCCCCUCUGUAAACCAUCACCCUUACCAUCCUGCCCUGUGGACCUCGCCUUCCCCAGACCCCUGCAGGCGGUUGACAGGUCCUUCAUGGCCACUGCCUCCGCUCUGCUUUCUCCUCCCACCCAGGUGUCAGCUGAGUGGGGUCCUUGAGCCUGGCCUCAGUCACAUUCCCGAUGGGCUGCUCACUCCCAGCCUGAGCCAAAUGGAAAUGUACUCCUGGUUUUUUAAAAAAGUAUUAAAUGUCUUUCUACA
Messenger RNA from Jaculus jaculus (lesser Egyptian jerboa), 2165 nucleotides. It is a transcript of the gene Sh3gl1, whose product is annotated as SH3 domain containing GRB2 like 1, endophilin A2. The record is from RefSeq and is a predicted model, not a curated record. Bases 124 to 1230 code for a protein of 368 amino acids. Gene Ontology annotation, cellular component: glutamatergic synapse; cytoplasm; presynapse. Gene Ontology annotation, molecular function: protein binding. NCBI's taxonomy places the organism in Eukaryota, Metazoa, Chordata, Mammalia, Rodentia, Dipodidae. Gene Ontology annotation, biological process: synaptic vesicle uncoating. The transcript has 10 exons.